Molecule: messenger RNA, 402 nt
Organism: Protopolystoma xenopodis
Lineage: Eukaryota; Metazoa; Platyhelminthes; Monogenea; Polystomatidea; Polystomatidae
Source: the annotation of a GenBank genome assembly
AUGGGGCUUCUGCUUAACUCCAUUCUCUCCAUCCUCCUCUCGUACCCCUUUUCCCUUGUACCAGUUACCUAUAAACACGGAGGACGCCUACUGCCAAAUGUGGAGCGGUACGGUCUGCGCGUGUCUCGCCUCGAUCUUGGUUCUUCUCAGCUGACCGGCGUUUCCUGGUCAAAUCGUCAAGGAAGCAAAUAUUUGCAGCAUCGACGCCGGCAACCACGAGAUGUCAAACCUCUUCCAGUCGGCCAGGAGGGCAAUAGCUACAGUAGUGCCGAAAGUGAUCCGGAUGAAGAUAAUUCGAAGAUCACUUUCAGCGAGUUGACUUCUAAAAGAAGAGAGGAACACAUGGGCAAUGCGAGUUUAGGUGGGUUUCGCAGUCUUUUUCAACAUAUAUGGACACCCUGA